Messenger RNA from Bipolaris oryzae ATCC 44560, 792 nucleotides. RefSeq names its product glycoside hydrolase family 131 protein. The transcript is spliced from 4 exons. The record is from RefSeq and is a predicted model, not a curated record. The annotation marks the transcript as partial. Lineage: Eukaryota; Fungi; Ascomycota; Dothideomycetes; Pleosporales; Pleosporaceae.
UUUGACGGUCGAAUUCCCCAGAAUUUUACCGGCGACACAUUCGAAACCGUGAAAAGUCCUUUCAAUCCCAAAUAUGUUCUAGGGCAGAACCAGACAUGGAAGGAAGUGAUAUCGUUUCCCAACGUGGAGCCAUCGAUGUUUGAUCGAGUAGCUGGAACAAAACCCAUCGAGGUUGAGAUAACUGACCGGUCCAUCUUCGCAUCGUCCUCCGAAGGCCGUGAGACCGCACUCCGUCGAGCUGAGCUACUCGUUAAUGGAAAAAACCAGACUGUCUCUGGUAAGGUCACCUGGCUUUUCUCAAUGCGAACUUCACCAUAUGCUCUUAAUCUCUCACAUGAAUAUCUUCUUGCAUUCCAUGAAGCCCAGGACUUCCAGGCAGAUUUCUGGUCCCUCAAGGUCGGAUUACCCAUGCAGGAAACUCUUCGCGGACCAAAUGGAGCAGAGUCGAUGUUGAAGACCGGCAGCGUCAUCUAUCUUCAAGGCUGGAAAUGGGCCAAGAAAGUCCAAACAUACUUCAUGGCGCCCUUCACCUCAGACAUCUGGCACAACUUUGGGCUGUACCUUGACUUUGACGACAACCAGAUGCAAGUUGCUUAUUCAACCGGAAAAGAUGGGUUGAAGAUUGUGACACCCUUGUUGGCUAACAACAUAUCUGGAAAGGCUCCUACUACUCUGGGUGAGACACACUGGGGCUUGCAGAAGAGGCCGGUUGGUGCGAAUAUCAACAACUUCCUUUUCGAGGGCUUGCAGCCCCACGGUAUUCGGGAAAGACUGGUCAUUGGGGGGAUUUUG